Porites evermanni is the source of this 14866-nucleotide messenger RNA. The record is from the annotation of a GenBank genome assembly. NCBI's taxonomy places the organism in Eukaryota, Metazoa, Cnidaria, Anthozoa, Scleractinia, Poritidae.
AUGACGCAGCAUUUUUCUUCUGAACACCCGAACUUCUACAAGUUUUCAGCCAUUGUGAUGAAUCAUGAAGGGCCACAAUUAGAGAAUAAUUGCGGAUUCCCCGGCUCAGAAACUAAGUCGUCGGCGGUCGACGGAAACACAAAGGUUGUUAAGCAAGCACAAAAGUUUCAAGGUGAGGCUUUUUUUUUCUUCUCGAUUGUCCCGAAAAAUGCCGAGAGGUAGGGUGAACGAGGUCAGUAUUGUCAAAGCCCAAGUCAAGUAUUGUUAAAACAUUCCGGACGACAACAAGCCAGCAAAUAAUACAUUUAUUCUAAUGAGAGUCUUAACACAGAUAUGCUUGCAAAUCACAGCGCAAUGCGUGACCUAUUUGGCCAACCCCUAUAGCAAAGGUGUAUCAAAUCUUUAAAAAAUAAAUCACAGGCAAAAAAAAAUCAUCACUUCUUCUUAAGAGAAGAAAAAAAACUUAGAAUUUAAACGAAAAGUUGAGAAUCAGAUACUUUCUAUUCUUACUUCAAUUUCAUUGGUUAAGCAAUUAAAAACAACAACAACAACAACAACAACAACAACUUUUAAGGAUUAGCGGGAACUUUGAAAGCGCGCGUAGCGUAAUAUGCAGACUACUCGGGAACACUGAUUUCUGCAUUUCCCUUAAUUAAGCAUGGUUUUCAUAUGUCGUGGAAAACCCAGGCGAUCGGGUAUUUGGUGUCUCCGUACUUUCCAGAUUUCAGCGAUGUUUCAGGCAAAUGCCAGGGUCUGUCCCAGACACCAUUUUGAUGAAGGAGGGAAUGACUGCAGUAGGCAUUUGGAUGAUUGGGACCGAGCAAAACCGACUGUCCAUCGCUCCACGAUAUCCCCGACGUCCCUGACAGUGCAAAUUUGAGUUUUCAUAUUUCGGUUUACAUAACUAUGAUCGUCGAAAUUCGAAAAAAUCUAAAAGAGAGAAAGAAAUGCGCCCGAUUCUCUUGAUUUGGCUAUAAUCAUCUCAUAUCCAACAAACGCGAGUGGAAUAAUUGUUUUAUUAAAAACGCCUACAAAAUCUCGUUGAAUCUCCCCGACUAGAACAAACCGGAAAAGACAAGGGACUUCCGCUAUUCACAUGUCACACGUCUAUCAAAACUGUCAACGCGCGAACGGACUCGCCUGAACUGCAUGAAUGAAAACUCAAAACAUUGUAGCGAUGAACAUUAGUUUUUUAAAAACUCAUCGGGAUUCUAGGAUUUUAUACAGUAGAACAGCUUUAAAAACCUGGCAGAUAAUGUGAAGGAAAAUAAUUUUUAAGUGACAGCCGUCGAAAUUACUGUGAAUUUGGAUUUUCGGUGCAGUUAUAAAAGUAAGAACAACGGAGAAAAACUAUUACCUCUUUCCCUUGUUAUGAAGUUGUUUGAAGCCACAAGCUGGUUUUGCUGAACGAUAAAAGAAGCUAUACUGCCGCCUCGAUUGCUCUAGUGAAUGGCUGCAUAGCCUGUAUUUGCAGCUGGUUACUUGUGAUUUAUAUUCUUGAUGUCGGAUAAACAAGCUGCAGUUAUCUAUCGGCAAGUGACUCCAUCGGCGAAUGGCUUCGCGAUCAUGAAGAAACAACACUUGUCUUCUUUCGUAGCUGGUCAAGGUACUUUAGUUCCAUGUGUUUUCAUGUGUUUUUCGACAAACCUUCAAACAAGCUCUUCUGGCUUUUUUGUUUGUUUUUGAUUUCGAUGAAAUUGUAUUUCUAGUAUUCUAAGAAAUGAAUUAAAACAAUUUGCUUCGGGCGCCGUUGUAUCCUUCGCGAAAAAAAAUCUCAGCUGGCUUCCAAUUUUAAAUUGACGCGUACACCGACCAGAUAUGGAGAGCAUGGUAUAAUAGCUCAUAUACCACAACGGCUAAGCCAAUCAAAAUGCUAGAAUUGCAUUAUCCAAUGAUUCAGUUUUUAAUAAUGUAUAUUAUGUCUUCUUUUCAUACUUUAGACCUGGAGCAGACGGCAGAUAACAGCCCUCGAUGCUCAUUUCAAGAAGCACAUCCAAGCUCCGGUCACACUUAUGAUCGAAUCAAUGAUAAAUUUCUUAAAACUCGUGGAAUAUCAGGCAGUCGUAACGUGUGUGAGAUUUUUGUGGGAAAACUCGACAAAGCUUUAAAUUUCCGCCAAAGCGAGUACAUAUCAGAAGCACGGAAUGAAGUGCGCGAGCUUUUUGACCUCAUUAAAAGAGAAGACGCUAGAGAUUUUAGGAAACCAACUCGAUAUUGCUUGGAAGUAGUAAGCCGUGGGAACGACCUAUUUUUCGAUAACAGCGUAAGUUUUUCUCUGAAACACGGGCUUUUAGUACUUGAUUCAAGUAAUGGUGGCGCGCUGUUUUACGCCAGCUUGCUUAAUGUUUUGGGAGUGCUUGCUUUGGAGAUUUCAGAAUUCCAUAUUGCUAAGAAAAUAUUCUCCAUCUUGGUUGCCUUUCAUAGUACAUCAGACGCAGCUAGCCGGUUGAGGGACUUGGCAGCAGCUUUUAAUAACAGAGGCUGUCUCUCACUUAUAGUAGGAGAGUUUAACCACGCGAAAAGUGAUUUUGACAACUCAGUUAGGCAUCUGAAUUAUGAAAAGCAUAAGCGACAAUGUUUCUCAUGGACCGAAUCCCUGAUUAUUGGAGUACAUAAUAAUGUUUGCUGUUUAAAUUUCAUGUCUCGGAAUUUCACCAAGUGUAUCGAAAAGCAGAACGAGCUUUUAAAUCUCUGCAAAAGUAAGGCCCCAGAAUUACCUAUGCAAACAGUGUUUAUGGUUUUGCAUAACCAGGCAAAGACAAACAUCGCCCUUGGCAGUAUGGCUAGAGCAGAAAUCGAGUUGAAGUGGUUGAAUUCUUACUGUAAGGCUUUGCCAAAAAGAGAACGUCACGAUCUUCUAUUGGACUUCGUUUCCUUACAACUUUGCGAAGUAUUACUUCUCAGUGGAAAACCGGCAGAGGCAAAUAAUGUAUACCCUUUUGAACGUCUAACAUCGGAAUGUGUACUGGAAUUGAUGCCCCGCUUCGGAGGAAUUUACUUUGAUCUAAUGAUCGAGACAUUUGAAAAGAGAAUUGACGUCCUUGUUGAAUUUGGAAAACGGAAGAAUGCUCUUGAAUGUUUGCAAAGGCAGAUCAUUCUUGUCAAGGAACAUUUUGGGGUUAGGCAUUUCUUUGUGAGCUCCUUGUUAUACAAGGAGGGGUGUACUUUAAAGCUAGAAGGGAGGUUAUCCGAUGCAUGGGAAAAGUUCAAAUGUUCAUCAGAAAUUCUAAGAGAUAUUUUUGGCGAGAAGCAUCCCCUUCUUAUCAAGUGCUACAUGUCUCUCGGUGGCGUUUCGUUGCGAUUGGGACGUGAGAGUGAAUCCCAUCUUUCUUUCUACCGAGCUAUGGAGAACGUGGAAGUUAUUCACCAAGUUUCAUUUCCGAACCAAUUGUCGAUCAGGUAUAUUGAAAUGACAAGUAACCCUAAACGAAAACCCUUUGGCAUGUAUCAAAAUAGAGAUGUAGAAGAGCAAAUGAUUGACGGACUGGUUGCGGAGCAUGGGUUGGCAUUGGCAGUGCUUUUGUCGCCGCUGAAUCCCCCCAAAAAGCAGAUUUUUCCAGAGACGACAAAGAAGGGAGCGAAGCAGCUGCCGGGAAAAAUUGCAGAAGCUACACAGUCAGAAAUCUUUUUGAUUGUUUCUCAAAAAACUGCCCGUGAUCUCUUGCUGAGUGGCCAAACCUUCCUUCGUCUGGGAAUGAAAAAUGAAGCCGGUGCCUUUUUCCAACUAGCUGGCGAACUUUGCCAGACAAAUCAUCUAGUACAAGGCCAAUCCUUGCCACCCCUGGUAAGCCUAUUUAACUUCAUCAGUCAGACAAACUUCGCCGAUCAAAACAAGGUGAAAGAGAACUCUGACGUGAUAAGAUUUCUUGAAGAACUAAAGGAAGACGCAGUAAACAGUGCUAACGAGAAUGAUGCCGAGAGUAAAACAGAAGCCAAGGAGAAGUUGAAUUUUGACAGCCAAAUGGAUUUGAAACUGGUUCUUAUAUUGCUGAUCCUCUUCUCUGUACAACUGCAGUUGCACGAUGCCAUUUUUGCUGCGUAUGACCUUUACGCAUCUCUUUUUCCAAACGAUGGUUGGUUCUUCCUGAGUGCUAACGAUGAGCUGCAGGUUUACUCAUCGAAGACGUCAGUAACCUGUAACGGAAAAACUGCGGUGCAACAUGUUCUGUUUUCCACUACAAUUGGUGACAGCGGAAGUGAAUUGGAGAGCUCCAUUCCUAGAAAUUCUGUGUUUCGAAACAUGGUCUAUAGGAAAGGUAUGCCGACUUACAGCUUAUUGGCCAUUCAAAGCUCAGAUGCCAUUCCAGACGUCGAUGGCAUAAAGCAAGUAGAGGAGGCGACAUUGCGUUCCUUCCAAGAGUACCUGGAAAUCAAAUGCCUUGACGAGGAAGGCGAAGCUACUCAGUUUAUUGUUGAUCUUUCAGUGAUUUCAGAGAAAGAAUCGUUUCUGACAGAGCGUCGUGUUGAGCUCCUGCCUAUCUGCUUGUCUGAAGAAAAAGAAAAAGCUGAAAUACCUAACGAAAGGAGCAACGUGCAUUCCAUCGUCCCAUUUCUGUGCGAGAAGACAGCUUGGCUUACAUUUGCGGAUGAACCGACCAGUUGUUUCAUGUUCGGUAAAAUUGCUUUAUGGCUUCUGCAGGAAUGUAAAUGGGAAAAGAUGUCCUCAUUGAGAGUGCAAAACCAGUGUCUUGUCCUAACAGUGGUCCGUCCAGUUAAAGCCAAAAUAACAAUCUGGUAUGGAAAUAAUUUCAUCAAACAAAGGGUUCAGAUCAUAUUCACCAAUGACGAGGAACAGCUGUUAGGUGGAACUGGACCGAAAGGUUCAUUGUGCAACUCAGAAGUGCAUAACAGGGUGAUUGAGGAAUUUUUCGCACCAGUCAUCAUUCAUCACUGGACCAGCACCAGUAAUGGAGUACGCGUGGGGACCGCCAUUACUCGAGAAUGCUCCUGGGCUGCUGCGCCUACAGCUGUCCUCCUUCAAUCCAAUGAACCAGCAUCUUUUCAAAGAUCCUUUGCAGAAGUAAGUAAACGGAUCUCGAUUUCAUUGCCACGUUGUUGUUGAGUUUCAUAUAAAAGUAAUAUAUUUUCCAUAAAAUUAAAUAAUGUGCGACCUAAGUUACGAUUUUGUACAGUACUUACAAUGAAAUUUUUAGCGCUCCUAUGAAAAAUAAAAUGUUGAACUUGAUCAUUUCAACAUUUAGUUCAUCUGAUUCAAUAUUCCGUUCUGCAGUUAAAUAAUUAAAAAUUCAAAACACUAUUUGAUUUAAGUAUUGAUUUCUGAUUGGAUUGAUAAGGCAUCGAUUUUCCAAGUGACAAAGAGAAGUUAAUCUGCUUGAUGGGAAAAGAAAUCAGUUGAAAAGAAUUUGUGAACGAGGAAAAUGCAAGCAUUUCUUGUACUAGUAUGUUAGAUUGUUCGUUUCAUCCAAAACGAGCGGAGAUGGAAGGUGCCCUUGCGUUCUCUGAGUUGUUAUGACUUGAAUUUUCCUUUUUUAUAACCUUAACUGGAAACACUUUGGUGACGUAAAGGAUAGUUCUUAUUAGAGGCCUAACAGAACAAGAAUGGCGCAGUGGUGGGAAUACUCGCCUCCUACCAAUGUAGCCCGAGUUCAAAUCUCGGCAUCGAAGCCAUAUGUGGGUUGAGGGUACUCUCUGGUUUUCCUCUCUGCUCAAAAACCCUGACUUCUAAUUUCCAAUUCUAUCUGGAACGUACAGAUAGUCUAAACGAGUUCUUAAGAACUCCGAAGGGCUUCGUGGGUAAACACAUGGGGGUGUGGAUGACUUUCCCCAAAUUUUUCGACCUGCCUUAUAAUUCAGUGUUAUCUGAUGGAUUGUCGUGAAAGCAGGUCAGAAAAGCGGUUAAGCGAUCUACGAAACCCCACUAAGACAUAAACUUAAAUGAAGUGAUGUGCAACACAGUACGCAAUGGGGAAAUUAACUGUUACCUUAUGCAUGUAAUUAUACAACGUAGUUUGAUUCUUAUAAGAGAAAAUGCGGUAACAGUUUCUCUAGAAAUAUCUACAAAUUAAUAUGAGCAAUGUUUGUCUGACCUGUAGGAAAGGAGUGCGAGAAAGUGCCUGAAUGCUGUUACCCUUGAGUGUUUAACAGCGGUUAGUGAAUUAACUUACCUUCUUCAUGGCGACCAACACCCUGAUGAUGCAGUACCAGACGUACAUCAUGAAGAUGCAUUACAAGGCGUCCAAAAAAAUCAGGUGGUUCCAAAGGUUACCGAAACUGAUCCCUCUUUCAGUUUCUUUGACUCAGCCGUAUCUUCCCUUAAAGUUGACAAAGACGUCACUCCCGAUUCCCGUGGCUCCGCCAGCAUUUCUAGUUAUUGCCACAAAACAGCCUCCAUUUCUGAAGGUAACACAGAAGAGAUAAACGACUUGUUACUUACACCUUCUGGGUCAGUGAAUGAGGAAGGAAGUAAUUCUGUGGCCGUCAGCGAUGAAGAUAGACUGUUAGGAAGCGAGCUGUUCGAAAAAGACAGGAAAUCUAGACACGUUUCCAUUGAUAAGCUACUUGAAGAAAUGAAGAAAAAGGAAAUACUUCCAAAUCCUUGCCACAAGGUAAAAGAAGAGUGUGUAAAAGAGGUGUCUUCUGUGGAAGAAUCACCUCAUCAGAAACUUCAGUGUGAACGUCUACGAUCAGGAUCUUUCGAUUGCUCUGAACACGAAGGAGAGGUAGAUGGAAAUAAAAAUUUCGAAGAUAAUGAGAGUUUUUCGGAAAGUUGUGGAAAGUCUCUGGCCUUUUACCAGAAACACGCUCCUGGUAUUUUGCAGACAAGUGAAGAAAGGAAAGAAAAGAGAGGCUGGGCAUUUUCCAGCGCUGCUGAACUCCAGAAUGACUCGGUUUGUCAGCCAGUGAUAGACGAAAAGGAAAAACAAAGUGCAACCACCAGUACGACUAUGGAAGUCGCCUUGCUGCGGAAAAAGAAAGGUGAUCAUUUUUGCGUAACGGAAGAAAACGAAGCAAAUAUCAAGGAUAUUUGUGGCCAACAAAGCGAUCAACAUGUGGUUCUUGAAGGCACCACCCAAGAAAGAGGCAUGGAUAUCAGAGACCCCCAAAUUGGCCGGGUUGGAAGAAAUCAUACCGAACACAACAAAGAAGUAAUGCAACUAGACAAGGAAAAUGACCUCCAUAUCGGAAUGUUCAAAAGCCAUGACUCCCAGAAUCAAAAGAAAACGAGCUUGCUUGGCAGUGAGACCAAUUCCGAAUCUUCCAAAAUCUCAGAGAUUGGUGAGUGUUUUGUAGAGAGAGCAGAGGACGCGGUUCAGAACACCGCACGAGAUUUUGAGAGUUUCAAUUUAGGACUCACUAGUUCUAAGAGAAAACGAAGCCAUGGUAACGUUGACGUGCCAGGUCAAAUUGGUACAAAACUACAGCUGGAUCAACGAGACCAUCUAAGCGGUGUUAGUGCAAUUCACAGAAAAGACCACAUGAAGAGGACACCUCGAUCUCCAUUUUUUGGAGGCGAUGUCGUCGCAGAUGGUUUUACCUCAGACUUCUUGCCAGAUUCUACUACUGUUGCUGCUCGACCCACCCUACAACUUUCAGAAGUCCAACAAAGAGAUACUAUGGGAGCCAAUACUCGUUCUCGGUUUCUGGGUGACAAUGGUGUGGCAGACGCCUACGGCAAUUUAACAGCUGCCUCGCCACAAACAUUUCAAGAUAUUGUCGACGGUCCCGCCAUUACGACCGAAAAUCCUCAUUCAGGCGAUCCCACGAUUGAAGAAAGGGGUACUGGAAACGUUUGUUGUGGUGAAAUCCGCGGGAAUGAUGUUAAAGAAGUAAAUAAGCCCCCAAGGAUUUACAAUAAUUGUGUUGAUCAAGUGACUUCGGACAGACGAGAGUUAGUUGAUACUUCCGCAAAUCCUCCUGCAGACAGAGACGACACUGAUUAUCAUUUACCAGAUUUUGGAGGAGCAAGACCUAAACAAGGAUUGCCUAAACCACUAAGAUCUUCCAGUGUCAUUUCCAGGCCCGUGCAGUUACGUUCCAGCCAACAGUCUGAGGAAAUUAUUCUCGGCCUAAAUCCCAACUUUGUGGCGCGCCAUGCUGUUACUGACGAUAACCUCCACUACCCUGAUUUUGAUCGAGCAGAAUGGAAAGACCCUUUAUAUCAAUAUAGUGAGGAGCAUCUCUAUUUAGCCAACGUCUCUAGUAAUUUAAGCAGUAAAAAGAGUUUUAACUUGUAUGGGCAAGAAGUAUUACAAAAUAGUCAUAACUCAUCCAGCAUAAGUCGACACUCACCUAAGUCAGACGCUUUUGACAGUGGCGCUACCAUGCAAAGAAGUGUUCAUUCUUUGGCUAGAAGUCCGUCACUUCUCCCCAAGGAGGAUAAAAGCUGGCAUUUUCCACCCUUACAAGGAACUACAGAAAACCAUAUCCAACAACGUAAAUACCGAGAAAACUACGGUCCUGGUCACUUGCAAUUGACGCAAGAUCAUGGACCAAUGUUUCAGAGUCCAAAUCCAGAUGCAAGCAAUGGCAUGGUCGUAGCCUCGACCAAUUUCAAUAACAAUACCGACAGUUAUGAAGAUUCUUCCAUACAUUCGACUUACACCAGCGAAGCAGAUUCGGUUACUGUGCACGAAGACCAGCAGGAUUUAAUUGAAGACAACAUAGAAACCCGUCUAGAGGAUCUAGAAAAGGUCAUGUCGAGAACUGUAGGCCUCUUCGCCUCUAUUGUGGCCACCGAAACGCAGGUGGAAAUUAAAGAGCAAAAUACAGAAAAGGUAGGUAUACAAGAACAAGCGAUGAGCGGAGUAGACAAUGGCCAAACCGAAAUUGCUGGGGGAGUAUAUUCUGGAGAACAAACAGCCCUUAUUCCGAGAAAUGAACAAACCACAGACACUAAGAGGGAAGACGGCAUCUCUCCCAUUCAAGAAAGCCCGCGUCCCGCAUGCGGUCAUUAUCAGCGGCGAUGUCUUGUCCGUUUUCCAUGCUGCGGGCGUUUUUACCCCUGUCACAGGUGUCACAAUGAGUCGGCCGCAUGCACUGAUGACCAAGCAAGAGCCAUAAACGCUACACAUAUCAGAUGCAUUAUCUGUUACCACGAACAAGUGGUAAGAUGAUGAUACAUCCAUCUAUUUGCUAAUGCUUUGUAGUUUCUACAUUAAAAUUGUUGAUACCACGCUAGCAGGCGUCCGGCGUCGUCAUGUUUUAAGUGUACUUGCUUAAUUAGGGCGCACUAUUCAAUUCCGACCCCAGGCAUUUGCAGUUGGUUGAAUUUUUUGAGCAAGCCAGAUCAUGAACCACAACAGGAAUCCCUUGGAGAAUGUUUGAUAUCCCUAGAACAUGCAUUUCCGUUGAGUCUCUAUUUUUUUAAAAUAUAUUUUGCAAGGCAGAAAACUUCCAACAAGAUAUCUGAAAGAUGGAUCUUAACGUUAAGCUUAACUUCUGUUUUUGUUUAUCUUUCUUUGUUUUGUUUUAUUUUUUAAGUUUGAUUACAUAUUCUCUAUAAUAAAGUAUGUAAUGCAAUUUAUGACACUAACAAAUGUUUUUAUAUUUUCAAACCAUAGAUUGACGAGGGAAGCCAAAAGUGUCGCGGCUGUAAUUCGAAAAUUUCAGAUUAUUUCUGCGCCAUCUGUAAACAUUUUACUUCGCUCGACAAGAAUCCAUUCCAUUGUGACAAGUGUGGAAUCUGUAGGUAGGAGGUAUAUUCUUAACUUUAGGUCUAAGGAGAUGUACUUACAUUUUUUGUUUCCUUGAAGUAGGCGCAUAGCAUUUAAUAAUAAUAAUAAUAAUAAUAAUAAUAAUAAUAAUUUAUUCAUUGAUAGUGUGCUUUUUAACAUGCUAGGUGAUCAAAAGCCCAUUACAACAAUAAAUAACCUCAAAACUAUACAAAUAUUAGAAAUAUACAAAUAUAUUUAAUAUCUAAGAGAUAUUGAAAGCUAAUUUAAAAAGAUAAGUUUUAAGAUUAGACCUAAAAGUAGUACGCUUGAUGUUGCGAAGGCUAACAGGAGCAGCGUUCCAUGAAGUGGGCGCAGCCACACUGAAGGAUCUGUCACCAAAUGACUUUUUUAUUUUCCCUGACGGAUGCUUUAAUAAACCACCUUCAUUAGAGCGCAGCAAAUACCGCGUAUUAAUCUUAGUAUGAAUUAAAUCAAUGAUGUAACUAGUUGCCAUGCCAUAGAGGGCUUUGAUAGUAAGUAAUAAAAUUUUAAAAUUAAUUCUAUAUCUUAGUGGUAACCAGUAUAAAUUUAUCAAAAUGGGCGUAGUAUGGUCAUACUUUGUACAUGACACAAGCAGCCUAGCUGCAGCGUUCUGUACUCUUUGCAACUUAGCUAUUUCACAGUCCGGUAAUCCAUAGAUUACAAUAAUCAAUUCUACUUGUAACGAAGGCAUGCAACACCAUUUUUAAUUUAUCCCUAGGCAGAAAUUGGGUUAUUCUCUUGAUAUUAUGUAACCGGAAAAAUGCCGCAUUACAAGACAUAGAAAUAUGGGUCGACAUAGAAAAAUGCGAGUCGAACCAGGCGCCGAGGUUACGCGCUACUUUAACAGGCUUAAUAUCAAUAGUGCCCACACGGACAGAACAGUGAUGAAUUUUCAGCAACUGUGGUCUCCAUCCGAUAACAAGAAAUUCAGUCUUAUCAUCGUUGACCUUUAGUUUGUCCCGGUUCAUCCAUUUACGUAAAUCACUGAUGCAUCGCUCCAUGGCUUCCAAUGCCAUCACUUGAUCCGUAGGACUGUUAGGAUCGGAAGACAAGUAAAGUUGCGUGUCGUCAGCGAAGCAGUGCGCAUUCGGCAGGUGGUCUUGUACUAUCUCAAAGAGCUUGGAAGCGUAAACCACAGACAGAAGCUCAAUAUCACAAUAUCAACCUGAUAACUGUACGGAUCUGAGCGGCCCAGCAUUGAGCAGUGCACAACGCUUCAACGCUGAGUACGUCCACAUUCACUGCAAAAGCUACCCUUUGUUUUCUUUUCCAGAUAAGAGUGGAGAGAGAAUACCUUAUCGCCGAAACAAGGGCCAUAUGUUGCACUCUGAUCUUUCUCUUUUCAAGUCAAUCAUGCUCUCCCAAAAAGUAAAGGAAAUUAGCAGACUUUCAAGGCUGUAUGUGUUUUACAAUCACAAGACAAUUUAACGCUUCCAAACAGUGCUCCAUACUUUGUCCAGAAUCAUACCACUUGAGUGAUUACUUACUGAGAAACCCUUCUGCCCUUACCAACGCCACCUCUAGUCCUGAUUAUUUCAGCCUCUUUUUUUUUUGUUUACAACCUCUUUUGAACCACUGAGAUGUAAACUGCUUACCUCGCCGGUAGCUCCAGGCUAACUGAAGAAAAUGCUUGUUCUGUCCUCACUCUAUGUAGUGCCUUCUACAUGAAACAAAAAAAAAAGAAACAAACAAACAAAUCAGAAUUUCUUCUCACUUUUGCAGCUCUUCAAUGCUAUUAUUAUUAUUAUUAUUAUUAUUAUUACUGCUUUUAUUCUAGUCAGUUAUUUCUGAUGUCUUUUACGUUUUUGCACUUGCUGAAAUGUUUUUUCGUUCUUUGUUUUUUCUUCUUAGAAUUCACCGUGAUAAGUCUUUUCAUUGCGAUGUAUGCAACGUUUGUCUGGAUAAAAGACUUCAAGGGAAACACAAGUGCCGACCAGACUCUGGGCAUGAUGAAUGCUGCAUUUGCCUGGAGGUAAAAUAUGUUUUAGUAUUAGGAAAAGGUUCUAGGAGAACAUAUUUCAUAUUGCGAUAUCAAAUCUGAUAUCAAAUAGCUGUGUUGUGCAUUGUCUAGUUUGCUAGCUAAUGAAGGAAAUCUGUUAUAUGUAGUCCGUUGUAUGUAGUUACUCGGGUAGCUACAUGCAUAAUUAGUUCCAGUCAACUGUUUCCCUGCAUGAGGGACUACUGUAGUAUCUGGUAUUCACGUAAGAAUAUAAAGUGGAUGAGGUAAAACAGGGAUCCGUAAAGGGAGAAAGGAAUGGAGAGGAAUUUUACUUAAUUAUUAAUUAAAUGCAUCUCAUUCGAUCCUUAAUCCGCAUGUAAGUGAAGAAUGACGACUUUUUGUUUAAACGUUCAAGGUACAGACAAGAAAUUUAGUCCUAGCAACAAGGUGAUGACAACGCGGAGCUGCGCCAACGUGUAAUGCAACUUUUGUAAGGAAGUAUAAAUUAAGGAUGCGGGCAAAACAGAGAAAUAAGAAAGUGACAAAGACAGAUGUUGAUGGAGCUUUACAGCAAUAGCACGUAACAAUGCGUGAGAGGCUCAUACGCACUGGCAAAGAUGAUCGCUACGAUGACAAAUGGGGAAGAUUUAUACUGAAUGUCGACCAGAGCCCUCUUCCCUUUGCCGUUUGCAUCAAGACCACCUACGAGCUCUCAGAAGAAGACCAGCACCAGAUUGGAUUAAUGAGCCUGGUAGUGGGCUUGUAAAACACCAGUGCGCACUUCAGGUGUGCUUCAGACCAAUUAAAUGGUGAUAAGCGUAGACUUGGUAUCAUUUUUCGGGGAACAAACAAACGAAUCAGCAAUGAUAAAAAGGCAGCUACCACCCUGAUUUUAGUGUUUUCUUUCAAACAAAAUGCAUGGGCGGACACCACUACCUUUGUGGAAUGGGUUGAGAGAACCCUUUCUAAAUCUGUGGCCGAUUAUGAUCGCUUUGGUUUGUUUUGUAAUAAUUUGAAGAAGCAGUAUCGUAACUUAGGGGUGUUGUUUGGUACGGAUUACCCGCAACAACGGAUCUAUAGCAGCCAGUUGAUGUUAGUUAUGCACAACUCCUUAAGUCCUUGAUUGGGCAAGCUCAAGGACGGUGGCUGGAUGAUGAAGACAAUGCAACGAAGUGGUACUGCCACGAUAAGAGUUUUACGUCCAUGCAGCGAAGAAUAUUGAUAACCCACUGGGCUGGAGAUGCCUAGAACAAGCCAGUAACACCUGCUUAUGAUCACCUGCACCUCAAAGUGUGGCAGAAGACAGGUUGCCUGAUUUGAGGACGAAUUGGUCGAACCAGAGGGCCUACUGAGCUACAUUUUCCACCACCUUCCCUACUACAGCCUUUAUUAUCUGAUCCACCCUAAUGAGGACAACACUUCCAUCAGCUGUAGAACUGACAGCGAUGCUGACAAUGAGAAUUAAAAUGAGGAGAGUGAGCCUGAUCCAGCAGAGGACAGGAUGGCGGACAGGGACUAUGACAAUCCACCAGUGGAAAGAAAGGAGACUGCGUUUAAUGAGAAUGGUUGGUUUACUGGCAUUAUCCACUACUUGAACAAAGUUCUAAAGGAUUUCAAACAUCUGAUUUUCUCACCGUCCAAGAGUUUGAUGACGUAGAAGAUAUAUUUUGAAACUCGAGCGUUAGACACUUUCUUACACGAUGUAGAUAUUGGGUCCAUUGUAUAAGGCAUAUUUCACAGCUUUGCUUUUUUACGUUACUGUUAUUGCGUUUCUAGUGACAAUUUUCUAACGACAAUGGUUUUAGUUUUCUCAUAAAUGAAUUGUACAAUUACAAUGUAAAUGUAUUAUUGAUCAUACACAACAGGAAUGUGUUGAGAGAACUAAAUUUUACACUCUGAUUCCAUGUAGGACAUUACGGUAAUUCAGAUUUUCUGGAUUUAGGACAGUAAAAGUUUUGAAAAAUAAAUUUUUCUUCUCUGAGAAUCGAAUUUGUUCUUGGCAUGAUCUUAUAAAAAAUUUUCUUUUAAGAAAGAGAUUGUACACCAAUAUACUAGAUGUAUAUGUUCCAAAAUUUUAAGGUAAUUCGCUGAUUUUGCACUGCGCAUCUUUUACGUCGCAUAGCAAGAUGAACACCGAAAACAAGAGCGUCUGAAGUAACAUUACUUGUUGGAAUUUUCGCUUGCGGUUGUUCUUGCCGAGAUGAGACUCAAUGUGUUGGGAAUGUGCAGAACGUCAACAGCGCGCGUGUUGCUGAGUUCGACUUCCUCACGGAGAACCUCGAUAGUGGAUGUUAAACUUGUGCUAACUCACACCGGUUUUCAUUUCAGCGCCAUCUUUGUCACAUUGCGUGGCAACUGUGAUAUCUCGAUGUCAAUUCUGUAAAAACGGAUUUUUUAAUGCUUUCUUCCCCCUUCCACAUACAUACCAUUUUUAAACUCGCCCCAGUCCUCUGUCAAAAAUCUGAGGAAAUUCAUUUUGUGAGCACUUUCUGUAGCUCUACGGCAAAAACGAGUGCGGUGACCCCCAUUUUUUUCUCAUGAUUUUAGUACGAACAUUGCUUCCUUUAAAUGAGAAAAAAAUUGGCAUAAGUCUAUGUUCAGUUUUUUAGCAAUUUUACUAAAUUGUACGGAUUGAACUAUAACGGGUCGAAUAGUGCGUGUCCAAAUUAAGUCUACUUUGGAGCACAAAGUUAAAACAACGGCAUUGAAGGGCAUUUUUCUGGUACGUGCGUCGAUAAGCAACACAUUUAAGUCAAAUUCUGUGCGAUACCACAUGCAUCAUCGAAAAAAUCUCUCCUUUUUGUCUAGUUUUGAUGUAGCCGUAUUUGUCAGCAUUGUGACGUGAAAACAAGCACAGUGACCCCUACUUUUUAUUACUUUUUAUCAUCUUCCUGACUUGUUACAUCAGUGUACCAAGUUUCAUCUACAAUCUAUGUUAGGUUCUUUUACUAAGGCAUCACCUUAAGUCGUUAAUCGAAAGUUGAAUUUCGUUACUUGCAAGGGUUUUAAAUAAUGCAAGUCUACUCCUACUCCAAAUCCAAAUCACCUUACAAACACUUCUCCCAAUUAACAAGUAAAAGAAUAAGAGUAUACCUUGACAGGAAAUGCGUUUCCAUCACCCCUAUGUUUUCCAUAAACCGUAUAUCAUGUCGUUAGACAAUGACCAAUUUCUUUCUAAUUUUAGGAUGCUUUCAGUGGCUGUCAAAUUCUUCCUUGCUCCCAUAAAGUACACAAGGAUUGUGCUAUAGCCAUGAUACAAAACGGAAUGUAA